This is a messenger RNA of Mastomys coucha (southern multimammate mouse), 1169 nucleotides long. RefSeq names its product solute carrier family 25 member 5 (gene Slc25a5). Gene Ontology annotation, biological process: mitochondrial ADP transmembrane transport; mitochondrial ATP transmembrane transport. Gene Ontology annotation, molecular function: ATP:ADP antiporter activity. Gene Ontology annotation, cellular component: mitochondrial inner membrane. NCBI's taxonomy places the organism in Eukaryota, Metazoa, Chordata, Mammalia, Rodentia, Muridae. Bases 1 to 906 code for a protein of 301 amino acids. The record is from RefSeq and is a predicted model, not a curated record. The transcript is spliced from 5 exons.
AUGUUAAAGGUGUUUGCUGCCAAGCUGGAUGACCUGACUUUAGGCCCCGGGACCUACGUGGUGGAGAGAACAGACUCUGGUGCCAAGGGCAGGCAAGGCUGGGAGGGCGACCUCCCAGGCUCCUCCCGCGUGUCCCGAGCCACUCAGCAGCUCUGCCAUUCCCCGCGCCGGUACUGGGCGCCCGCCUCGGCCCGCCCCUUACGCCGGCAACUCAGCGCUUGGCUGCCGCUAUAUAAGUCGGCCAUUUGCUUUGCUCCGCCCCAGAGUCCGGGAUUUGCCUUCAAAGAUAAAUACAAGCAGAUCUUUCUGGGUGGUGUGGACAAGAGGACCCAGUUUUGGCGCUACUUUGCAGGGAACCUGGCAUCGGGUGGUGCCGCUGGGGCCACAUCCUUGUGCUUUGUGUACCCUCUUGAUUUUGCCCGUACCCGUCUAGCGGCUGAUGUGGGCAAAGCUGGAGCUGAGAGGGAAUUCAAAGGCCUCGGUGACUGCCUGGUUAAGAUCUACAAAUCUGAUGGGAUUAAGGGCCUGUACCAAGGCUUUAAUGUGUCCGUACAGGGCAUUAUCAUCUACCGAGCUGCCUACUUUGGUAUCUAUGACACUGCAAAGGGAAUGCUCCCAGAUCCCAAGAACACUCACAUCUUCAUCAGCUGGAUGAUUGCACAGUCUGUCACUGCUGUCGCUGGCCUGACUUCCUAUCCUUUUGACACGGUUCGCCGUCGUAUGAUGAUGCAGUCGGGACGCAAAGGAACUGACAUCAUGUACACAGGCACGCUUGACUGCUGGCGGAAGAUCGCUCGCGAUGAAGGAAGCAAGGCUUUUUUCAAGGGUGCAUGGUCCAACGUUCUCAGAGGCAUGGGUGGCGCCUUUGUGCUUGUCUUGUAUGAUGAGAUCAAGAAGUACACAUAAUUAUGUCUUAGGUGUUCUCCCCGAGAACAGGCAUGUUGUAUAAUAUACCAUAUCUUGAACAUUCUGGACAGAUUCUCUGGGCUUGUCUGUUUUAUCAAUGGCAACUAUUUACCAGUUGAAAAGUGGGAAGCAAUAAUAUUCAUCUGACCAGUUUUCUCUUAAAGCCAUUUCCAUAAUGACAAUAAUGAUGGGACUCAAUUAUAUUUUUUAUUUCAGUCACUCCUGAUAAUAAAAAAUUGAAGAAAUAAAAAUAUCCAAAACCA